Electrophorus electricus (electric eel) is the source of this 962-nucleotide messenger RNA. It is a transcript of the gene ttpa, whose product is annotated as tocopherol (alpha) transfer protein. Gene Ontology annotation, cellular component: membrane; late endosome. Lineage: Eukaryota; Metazoa; Chordata; Actinopteri; Gymnotiformes; Gymnotidae. Gene Ontology annotation, molecular function: vitamin E binding; phosphatidylinositol bisphosphate binding; lipid transfer activity. The record is from RefSeq and is a predicted model, not a curated record. Gene Ontology annotation, biological process: vitamin transport; vitamin E metabolic process.
UCGAAAACGUACCAUUUGAUCCGAUGACGGCUGCGUAGGCAUGAAGUCUGCAGAAGUUGUAAACUGCGAGCUAUUAAACGAUUUGCCAACUGACUCGAACCGGAUUAAACCGUAUCUUCUGGAGUUAAGACAAAAAUCUGAAAACGAACCUAUUAUUAAACAGCGCCUGGAUUUAUCAGACAACUUUCUGAUUAGGUUUUUGAGAGCACGAGACUUUGACGUGGAGUUGUCGCUUAAGCUGCUGAUUAACUACCAUAAAUGGAGACAGGAGUGUCCUGAAAUAAGUGCCAACCUGCGGCCAUCCUCUGUAAUAGGCCUUCUGAAAAACAAUUACCAUGGGGCCCUCAGGUCAAGAGACCAUGCUGGAAGCAGAGUCUUAAUUUACCGAAUUGGACAGUGGAAUCCAAAAGAGUUUACAGCGUAUGAAGUUUUCCGUGUCAGUCUCAUUACAUCAGAGCUGAUUGUUAGAGAAGUGGAGACCCAAAGAAAUGGCCUGAAAGCCAUUUUUGACCUCCAGGGAUGGUGCUUUGCUCAUGCUUUCCAAAUAAAUCCUUCUUUGGCAAAGAAGAUUUCAUGUGUACUCACGGAUUCAUUUCCUUUAAAAGUGCGUGGCAUCCACCUGAUUAAUGAGCCCAUAUUCUUCCGUCCUGUCUUUGCUAUGAUCCGACGGUUUCUAUCAGACAAGAUUAAACAACGGAUUCACUUCCAUGGUAGCUCAUACAUGACAAGUCUUUCUGAGCACUUCCCAAAGGCUAUUCUCCCACCGGAGUAUGGAGGUACAGGCCUGAGCAUGGAGGAAGUGUGUCAGGAGUGGACGGAGAACAUCAUGCAGUCUGAGAACUAUCUACAGAGCCUAUCUGUAGAUGUGGGAGGUGGUUCCUCUCAAGGCAGCUCAUGUGGCCAUCACUGAUCAAAUAAAUUCAUCACACCAAAAUGAACUCUUUUGGUUUUAGGUGUUGAAA